UUACCAAUCACGUGAUUUUCAGCUAUCGAGCUAGUCCGGUCUCUUGAUUCAUGAAUUGCGAUGGUCAAUUUCUACUCCUACUAGCUCAUAUCAAAAUACGGGAUACAGUUCCAUAAUUCUGACAAGUCAACAACCUAAUUCGAUAAAAAGAUGGCUGGUGGCUGGAUGCAGAUAGCAUUGGUUGCCAUGUUCUUGGGUGUGUGCCUGGCAUCGCUUAGUGAGAAUCAAGGUCCUAGAUUUCUAAAGAAGCCAGUUACUCCUUCUGCUCAUGGCUCUCCGUGGCCCAUGCCUCAAUCCAUCUCUGUGAUGCCCGUUGUCUACGAUUUAGCUGCACAGAGCGAUUUUACGUUGUCAGCCAGCAAGGUACAGUGUGAUAUAUUGAACAGUGCUUUCAAGCGCUAUCGAGCCAUUAUCUUCAACCGACCAGAAGCUAAGAAAACACCCAAGGCAUCAAAACACUUGAAGUUUUCUGCUAAUAGCAUCUUGAGUGGACUUGAUGUUGCUGUGGAUCAGCCUUGUCCGGAUUAUCCAGACCUGGAAUCUGAUGAGAGUUACACUCUGAUGGUCUCUGAGCCUGUUGCUAAUCUAGCUGCUAAAACUGUCUGGGGAGCCUUGAGAGGUCUGGAAACGUUCAGUCAGCUCGUUUAUGAUGGAGCAUUAGCUGGUCAGCUUGUCAUCAACAAGACAUCAAUCACAGAUUUUCCACGCUUCAAAUAUCGUGGUCUCCUGGUAGACUCAUCGAGACACUUUCUCAGUAUGUCUGCUAUCUUCAAAUGUCUGGAUGCAAUGGCCUAUAAUAAGUUCAAUGUAUUCCAUUGGCAUAUUGUGGAUGAUCAGUCGUUCCCUUAUGAGAGCAAAGCUUUUCCUUCCAUGAGUGAAAAUGACGCGUACGACCAAAACCAUGUGUAUACUAGGGAGAACAUCAAAGCUGUGAUCGACUACGCUCGCCUGCGAGGCAUCCGUGUCAUGCCCGAGUUUGACACGCCAGGCCACACCCAAUCCUGGGGGUCGAUACCAAAUCUUCUCACCCCUUGUUACUCCGGGACCAAGCUUACAGGUGGAUAUGGUCCUAUCGACCCCACCGUUGACAGCAACUACGAUUUCUUGAAGACUUUCUUUCAGGAGGUUGUCGAUCUGUUUCCAGACAAGUAUGUCCACAUGGGAGGAGAUGAGGUCAGCUUCACUUGCUGGAAGAGCAACCCACAAAUAACUACCUUCAUGCAACAACACCAGUACGGAACAAAUUACAGCAAGCUUGAGGAAUAUUACGAGCAAAGAUUACUAGACAUCAUGGCCGACCUACAGACUGGAUAUACUGUGUGGCAAGAGAUCAUAGACAAUAAUGUCAAGGUACGGGCUGAUACUGUUGUGCAGGUGUGGAAGAACCCGUACCCGAGUGAACUCGAUAAGGUUACGGCCAAGGGCUACAAAACUAUUCUGUCUACUCCAUGGUAUCUUAACAGAAUAUCCUUCGGCAGUGACUGGAAAAAUUACUAUGCUGUGGAACCGACACAAUUCAAUGGUACCGAUGCUCAGAAGGAAUUGGUGAUCGGUGGAGAAGCAUGCAUGUGGGGAGAAUAUGUGGACUCUACAAACCUUAUUCAGAGAACUUGGCCUCGAGCAAGUGCGGUAGGUGAGCGUCUGUGGAGUGCCAAGAGUGUGACUUCAGCGGUGACUGCAGGACCAAGACUAGUAGAGCACAGAUGUCGUAUGAUCAGGCGUGGCCUUCAAGUUGAACCAGUUACAGGACCGAACUAUUGCCCCUAUGAAUAUGAAGACUAAGAUAUGCCAGAUUGCCAUACUCUUGUUAUUCCUUUGUCUCUGUUUGGUGUAACUUUAUGUGUGUGUUUUUUUUUUCCAUUGAUAUUGGUUUUGUAAAACAUAAUUUAGUCCUUAUGGUGUAUGAUAAUUAACUGAUGGUGUAUGUGUAAAGUCUAAGAUAAGUAAUAAUUUCUCAGAAAUAAGUAUGCCUAUGUUUGUAAUCAGUAAUCGCAAUGAUUUUGUUGUUUGUUUGUAGAAUGGUAAUGUUAAUCCCAACGGGGGGGGGGGGG
This is a messenger RNA of Lytechinus variegatus (green sea urchin), 2051 nucleotides long. Its product is annotated as beta-hexosaminidase subunit alpha-like. The coding region runs from base 151 to 1782 and encodes 543 amino acids. Lineage: Eukaryota; Metazoa; Echinodermata; Echinoidea; Temnopleuroida; Toxopneustidae. The transcript has 13 exons. Gene Ontology annotation, cellular component: membrane. Gene Ontology annotation, molecular function: beta-N-acetylhexosaminidase activity. The record is from RefSeq and is a predicted model, not a curated record. Gene Ontology annotation, biological process: carbohydrate metabolic process; ganglioside catabolic process; glycosaminoglycan metabolic process.